AUGUAUUUAUUAUUAAUUUUAAUAAUAACAGUGACUGAAAAAUUUGCUUUACCAAAUUCACAUGUAAUGAAUGUUAAUAAUAGUCAAUCUAUCAAUGAAAGUAUCUCUCGAUCAAUAUCUAAAAAUGCAUGGUCAGAAAUAAAAACGAACCAUGGCAAAGAUCGAUUAAAUUCUUAUCAUCUAAAACAUACUCGUGGAAAUAUAAUAAAAUUUGUUUUUACAAUCAUUGGUGUUGUUUGUAUCUUAAUUAUUAUUGGUGGUACUAUUAGUACUAUCGUUUAUUAUAUUAAAAAAACAUAA
Messenger RNA from Adineta steineri, 300 nucleotides. The record is from the annotation of a GenBank genome assembly. NCBI's taxonomy places the organism in Eukaryota, Metazoa, Rotifera, Eurotatoria, Adinetida, Adinetidae.